UUUCUCCUUUUUUAUCAUUCCAUCCUCCCUUCUCAUACUUUCAUUCGAAUUUUGUUGACGCCUCUUCUUUAAUCACCAGGCUAAUUCAAGCUGGCCACAAUGGAGAAUAGCACAGAAGUGACAGAGUUUAUCCUCUUGGGAUUAACAGAUGACCCCAAUCUUCAGAUACCCCUCCUCCUGGCAUUUUUAUUCAUCUACCUCAUCACCCUGCUUGGGAAUGGGGGAAUGAUGGUGAUCAUCCACUCAGACUCCCAUCUCUAUACUCCAAUGUACUUUUUCCUCAGUAACCUCUCCCUUGUAGACUUGGGUUACUCAUCAGCUGUAGCCCCCAAAACGGUGGCUGCAUUGCAGCCAGGGGACAAGGCCAUCUCCUACAAUGGAUGUGCAGCUCAGUUCUUCUUCUUUGUGGGGUUUGCCACUGUUGAGUGCUACCUCCUGGCCUCCAUGGCCUAUGAUCGCCAUGCAGCGGUAUGUAGGCCUCUUCAUUACACCACCACCAUGACAGCAGGUGUGUGUGCCCUCCUUGCUACUGGUUCCUAUGUCUCUGGCUUCCUCAAUGCCUCUAUCCACGCAGCAGGCACCUUCAGACUCUCCUUCUGUGGUUCUAAUGAGAUUAAUCAUUUCUUCUGUGACAUUCCCCCACUCCUGGCUCUCUCAUGCUCUGACACACGCAUCCGCAAGUUGGUGGUCUUCUUUGUGGCAGGCUUCAACGUCUUUUUCACCCUCCUGGUCAUCCUUAUUUCUUACUUCUUCAUAUGCAUCACCAUUCAGAGGAUGCAUUCUGCUGAAGGGCAGAAGAAAGUCUUCUCCACCUGUGCUUCCCAUCUCACUGCUUUGUCCAUCUUCUAUGGCACAAUCAUCUUCAUGUACUUAUAGCCCAACUCCAGCCAGUCCAUGGACACAGACAAAAUAGACUCUGUGUUUUACACAGUGGUGAUUCCCAUGCUGAAUCCCUUGAUAUACUACAGCCUUAGGAACAAAGAAGUGAAAAGUGUUCUCUGGAAAAUACUCAACAAACUUUACCCCCAGUAUUAAAUGUGAAUGGGAAGUAGGCAAGCAAUUAAGGGAUAAACUUUCUCUCACACCUAAAUGCCAUCAUGAUUUU
Messenger RNA from Pan troglodytes (chimpanzee), 1105 nucleotides. It is a transcript of the gene OR5B21, whose product is annotated as olfactory receptor family 5 subfamily B member 21. Lineage: Eukaryota; Metazoa; Chordata; Mammalia; Primates; Hominidae. Gene Ontology annotation, biological process: G protein-coupled receptor signaling pathway. Gene Ontology annotation, cellular component: membrane. The record is from RefSeq and is a predicted model, not a curated record. Gene Ontology annotation, molecular function: G protein-coupled receptor activity; olfactory receptor activity.